ACAAAAAGUACAGAUGAAGAGUUUUCCAUCAAGAAAUCAGAUGAAGACAAACUUGUUUAUGGUCAGGAUGAAAAUGAAGAAAGGGGAAACUGGUCUGGGAAGUUCGAUUUCAUUCUGUCCAUGAUAGGCUAUGCUGUAGGGUUAGGAAAUAUAUGGAG
Molecule: messenger RNA, 158 nt
Organism: Candidula unifasciata
Lineage: Eukaryota; Metazoa; Mollusca; Gastropoda; Stylommatophora; Geomitridae
Source: the annotation of a GenBank genome assembly